Molecule: messenger RNA, 1979 nt
Organism: Nicotiana tabacum (common tobacco)
Lineage: Eukaryota; Viridiplantae; Streptophyta; Magnoliopsida; Solanales; Solanaceae
Source: RefSeq, a predicted model, not a curated record
CCACUACCAUCAUUCCGUUGAUUUUAUUCUCUGCACCUCUCAAUUAUUCUUCUUCGUAUUUCGUGUUGGCUCUUCUUCUUCCAGUGAAGAUACAGAUUUUACAAUAUUUGCUGUUUGCACUUGUUCUGCCCUAUAAACGGAAAGUAUUGCUGUUUGCACUUGUUCUGCCCUAUAAACGGAAACUGCUAAUCAGUGGCGAAGCCAGGAAACUCAAUAAGGGUGUUCAAAUUUUGAACACCCUUUGCCCGUGAGCUAUGCAAGGGUGUUCAAAGUCUAUUUUUAAUCAGUAACAAGUAAUAUUUUACCUUAUACGUAGUAUAAUUGUUCGGUGAAGGGUAUUCAGUUGAUCUUGGGCCAACAUAGCUUCGCCCCUGCUGCUAAUUCUUAUUUGAUGGUGAUACCUGAUAUUGAAGCUAUCCUUCAAAUUUCUUAGGUACUAUUUGUGGUCAGCUUCAUGGAUUCUCCACAGUCUGUUGUAUCACCAUUUAAGGGUUCCUCUGUUUUUGUCGACUCCGAGAAGCAAAGCAGUGAAUUUUUCAUCAAGAAUCCUUCUGGACUAUCCGAGGGAAUUUCUGCUCGCAGAGAGGAGGCUGUUGCCCGCAACGUGGAGGACUUCAUUGGUGUUCUCGACGUGUAUGUACAUCAGGCUAGAGAUAUCCACAACAUCUGCAUUUACCAUAAGCAAGAUGUUUAUGCAAAACUUUGCCUUACUAGUGAUCCUGAAAAUGCAGUCUCCACUCAGAUCAUUAAUGGCGGUGGGCAAUCUCCAGUCUUCAAUGAGAAUCUAAGGCUCAAAGUUCGUACGAUAAAAUGCUCGGUUAAAUGUGAGAUAUGGAUGAUGAGCAGAGUGAGGAAUUAUUUGGAAGACCAACUGCUAGGAUUUGCACUAGUCCCCCUUUCUGAAAUCCUUGUCAAAAAUGGAAAGCUAGAAAAAGAGUUCUCUCUUUCGUCGACCGAUCUCUAUCACUCCCCAGCAGGAUUUGUACAGUUGUCCGUUUCUUACAAUGGUACUUCACCUGAAGUGCUUGAAAUUCCUUCAUUGCCUGUAUCUGUGGACACUGAUGCAUCUCGGGCCCCAGAUAGCGAGACACCCGAGUCGUUGCUUAAGGAGUUUGAUAAAAUUGAGUUCCCAGAUCCUAAGAUUGUAAAUGAAAAUAAUCUUAUGGUCUCUGAGUACUUUAAUAUACCAGGCACUAAUCUGGAUUCUCAAAGCUCAGAUAGCUUUGUCUCUUCUGAUACUGAAAAUCAGCUCAGUCCAGAUGUAGAUGUCCAUAUGGGAAGUUUUCCAAGUGGAGUUGCUAAUUUCCACCAAUAUCCUAAGCGCGAUUCCCCUCCUAGCAGCGUAUCAACCAUCGACUCUCCAUCCGCUUUGCACCCUGCAACCUCUCAGUCCUCUGAUACCCAAGGAGCUUCAAAAUCUCCGGGGGAAGAAUAUGCUUCAGCUCCUAAAGCCAGUGGAGAUGCUGAGAGUAACAUAUCGGAAACCAAGCCUAGCAGUGCAUUUCCAAAGCCAGUGGUUGCAGUGAACAUUGAGCCAGAGCAAAAGGUUGUGCAACAGGAUAUCGUGGAUAUGUACAUGAAAAGUAUGCAGCAAUUUACUGAGUCCUUGGCAAAGAUGAAGCUUCCAUUGGACAUGGAAACUAGGCCAACAACUUCUGGUAAUUCAAGUUCAGAUCAGACAUCGCAAACACCCAAGAGCACUGGCUCACGGGUGUUCUAUGGCAGCAGAGCUUUUUUCUGAGCUUUUGCGAAUGGUUCUCAGAUGACCUAUAGCGAUUAGGACCAAGUAUAAAAGGAUAAACGAACACUUAAGGAUUUUAUGAAUGUGGUGUUUUAUCCAUUUUAUGAUUUUAGCCCAUGGAUAAUUAAAAUGCUCUGAACUAAUAGACUUAGGUCCGUUGAAGACUUGUUUUACUUCUGUACCAUGUUAAUUAGAACUUUGUGCUUAAUUUAUGCUCAGCAUUUCCCUUGAAAUAAUC